This is a messenger RNA of Acanthosepion pharaonis, 960 nucleotides long. Lineage: Eukaryota; Metazoa; Mollusca; Cephalopoda; Sepiida; Sepiidae. The record is from the annotation of a GenBank genome assembly.
AUGAUGGCUGCCAGCCAAAACCUUAAAAAAUAUUCAUUAUUCGUUCAAUAUUUUUCCGAUACAAGGGUCCGGGACGCAAAUGUCCGGGACGCAAUUGUCCGGGACGCAAAUGUCCGGGACGCAAAUGUCCGGGACGCAAUUGACCGGGGCGCAAAUGUCCGGGACGCAAAUCACCGGGACGCAAAUGUCUGGGACGCAAUUGACCGGGACGCAAAUGUCUGGGACGCAACUGACCGGGACGCAAAUGUCCGGGACGCAAUUGUCCGGGACGCAAUUGUCCGGGACACAAAUGUCCGGGACGCAAAUGUCCAGGACGCAAAUGUCCGGGACGCAAUUGACCGGGACGCAAAUGUCCGGGACGCAAAUAUCCGGGACGCAAUUGUCCGGGACGCAACUAUGCAAAUUUUAUCUGUCACCACUCGCUCCUUCAUACACCAAAAUACCUCACUCUCUUUCACCCUCUCUCUUUCUACCUCUCUCUCUCUCUCACUUCCUCUCACCCUCUCUCUUUCUACCUCUCUCUUCCUCUCUCUUUCUACAUCUCUCUCUCUUCCUCUCACCCUCUCUCUUUCUACCUCUCUCUCUUCCUCUCACCCUCUCUCUUUCUACCUCUCUAUCUCUCUUCCUCUCAGCCUCUCUCUUUCUACCUCUCUAUCUCUUCCUCUCUCUUUCUACCUUUCUCUCUGUCUUCCUCUCACCCUCUCUCUUUCUACCUCUCUAUCCCUUCCUCUCACCCUCUCUCUUUCUACCUUUCUCUGUGUCUUCCUCUCACCCUCUUUAUAUCUACCUCUCUCUACCUCUCACGCUCUCUUUCUACCUCUCUCUCACCCUCUCUCUUUCUACUUCUCUCUCCCUCUCACCCUCUCUCUUUCUACUAUUUAUAUUGGGGACUUUGUUGUCAGGCUUCCGUCAAAUUUGAUAGACGUUGAAUUGUACACUUUGAUGGAUAUUAUUUUCUAG